Anastrepha obliqua is the source of this 1534-nucleotide messenger RNA. RefSeq lists its product as uncharacterized. The transcript has 4 exons. NCBI's taxonomy places the organism in Eukaryota, Metazoa, Arthropoda, Insecta, Diptera, Tephritidae. The record is from RefSeq and is a predicted model, not a curated record. The coding region runs from base 136 to 1383 and encodes 415 amino acids.
AGCUCGAACCGUUUUGCAUUAAUCUAACGGAUUUUGUGUUUUCGCCACGUAUAAAAGUAAAAGUAAAAAAAAAAAAAAAAUAGCUGAGAGAAUUUCCAAUUCAUAGACAAUCCAGAAAGUAAAACCAACGGCAGGAUGAAACUAGAAAUACAAAAUGAGCCACCGCAAUACCUCAAUGAGCAAUUCUUCAAGGCUGCCCUGGAAGAUGGCCUGCGUGACAUGCGUGUCGAUAUAAAGAAAAUCAUAUUCGCCGAAUCGAAUGGGGGCGGUGAGAAUUAUUGCAGUAAAAUAUAUCGCGCAAAAGCUUUGUAUAGAAGUAGCAAACGUCAAUUGGACGAAGAGUUGGCGUUGAUUGUGAAAAGUAUUGCGAUAACUCCGGCCACACAGUUCCUGGAAGAAUUGGCGGUAUAUUUGCGCGAGAAGAUUUUCUAUUUCGAUGUGCUUGGACGGCUGGAAGUGCUGAUAGGGGAUGGCGCGAAAUUUGGACCCAAAUGUUUCUACACCACCAGAGAACCCAUACAGACCAUUGUCUUCGAUGACCUCACCCAGUAUGGCUACAAAUUGGCCAGCCGACAAAAUGGACUUGAUGAGGCACACUGUGUGGUUAUACUGCAAAAAUUGGGCAAAUUCCAUGCGACUUCUAUGGUGUUGGCAGAAAAGGACCCCUCUGUUCGUGAACAAUUCACCACCGGCAUGCUAGACGAGCACUACAUACGCACCAAUGAACGCUUCAUUGACUUCAUGACACUCCAGUUGCGCACACUCGCCGAUGUGGUGGCAAAGUGGCCUGAUUAUGAAUCGAUUGCCGUGAAAUUGCAUCGCCACUGUGACAAUAUCAAAGAGAACCUCGUAAUAACGGGACAACCCACGCCUGGCGAGCUGACUGUGCUAAAUCAUGGCGAUUUGUGGGUUAACAAUUUCAUGUACAAAUACGAUGCGAAUGAGCCGACAAAGCCCAUCGAUGCAAUAUUCGUCGACUUUCAAAACAGCUUCUUCGGUAGUCCUGGCUGCGAUAUAAAUUUCUUUCUAAAUAGUAGCGUACAGCUGGAUGUGCUUGUGAAUCGUCGUGACUUCCUCGUGCGCAGCUACUACCAGGCAUUGCGUGAUUCGCUCGAACGUAUGCACUACGCACACAUCCCUACUUUGUACGACAUUGAAAUGGAAAUACGCGCUCGCGAACUGUAUGGCUUCUUUUCGUCUUACGCUUUCUUGCCAAUGGUGGCGAUGCGCAAAGAGGAUUCUGUAGACAAUAGCAUAGAAGCGUUGAGUAAUCAGGAAUUUGCGCGCAAGAAAGUGCAACUGAUGUUCUCAUCGAAUCCACGCACCACAGAUACGUUACGAUAUGCUCUUAGACGUUUCGAUGAACUGGGUAUAUUCGAUUGAGAAGCUACUAGAGGUGAAGAAGCUAAACAGGGGCGGCAGUUAGCCAUUGGCUCAUUUCAUAUCGUCGUUUUUUAUUUUCAUUAUUCCAUGCAUUCCAUUACCCGUAUUUUUUAAUUUUAAUGUACAAUAUAAUGUAAAUUUUUAUUAUAUA